AUGUCGGAGUCGUCGGUAGGAUCCGAGUUGGUGGAAGCCGCCGUAUGCCACGCAGUGUGGGCAGCGGGGGUGGCAGUCAUCAUGGUGACCGGCCGUUGGGUAAUGGGGGCCUACUCCCGGCCCAGCUGGCGGGGUUUCAUCAGCUUCUCGAGUUUCGCCAUAGCCUCAUGGGUGGUGGUAGCCCUGCUCUUGGCCGAGUUGUCGGUGAUAGGAUACGGCGACGACCUGGGACGAGCCGGCGUGUUGGUGGCGCUGGCUACGUUGCUGGCCAGGAUUCUGUGGGGAAUAGCAGUGCAGGUACACGCCGUCAGGCACGCGUUUGAUUCGGACUCGACGAUCCGAGCCACUAUGCUGGCGGUGGCGGUCUGGACGCGGCAGAGCGCACUGGGUUACGUCUUAUAG
Molecule: messenger RNA, 402 nt
Organism: Geodia barretti
Lineage: Eukaryota; Metazoa; Porifera; Demospongiae; Tetractinellida; Geodiidae
Source: the annotation of a GenBank genome assembly